This is a messenger RNA of Clonostachys rhizophaga, 786 nucleotides long. The record is from the annotation of a GenBank genome assembly. NCBI's taxonomy places the organism in Eukaryota, Fungi, Ascomycota, Sordariomycetes, Hypocreales, Bionectriaceae.
AUGGGAAAUCCUGCCACAGAAGAUUAUCAGCCCCCUCCCUACGAGCAAGCUACUCAAGGGAAGUCUGGCCCAUCGCAACAAAAUAUCUCACAUCAUGACACCUCUUCUGCUAAAUUUGCUUGCGUCACUCUUAACCAACACGAUCGGAUCCGCCUCAUUAAUUUCCCAGCAGACACCGUGACGAGCUUUCAGGAUUUCCUCAAAACAGCGUGGCCCAAAGGAAUACAGGAAGUACGCGACUACGGCCAAUCACGUGAGUUCAAGCUGAAUGGCUAUCCUUGGUACCGAGGCGUUGAUGGCUCCCUGGGCCCUGAUGAUACUUCGCGCCUCGUCAAGAAAUUGCUGGAGGCGUUGUACAACAUGGGAUGGGUGUUGCAUUCUGCCGUAGAUCUUCGAAAACAAGGAAACAAAGAUGUCCUUGCCUUCCGCCGCCAAAGCCCGCCACCACCGAAAUGUGAAUGGAUUCACAUCUCAUUUGAUAGUCACGACAGACUGACUUUCUUGGAACCACCCUCCCAAGAAAUCAGGGUCGCUUUGCUGAAGACAUUCGGCCGCGCCGUGAGCAGUAAUGAGCUCACAAAGGACCAUUUUGAAAUAAAAUUCCAGGGCUUUCCAUGGUCACCAUCUGGUGAAGAUACUGUGAAUACGCCUCUCAAGUUACUAAAGCUUCUAGAGACGAUGGAAAGGUUCGGCUUUUCGUUAUAUUCGAGUUUAAUGACUAAGAAUAAUCACGAAGGGACAGAUGUAGAUGACAUAAUUAUGAAGCGGCAAAUAGGUAAACACUAG